AUGGAUCCGGACGAAACGAUGACCACAUCCACCUCCUCCUCACCAUCCGCCCUCCACGACACCAUCGACGCCGACGAAGGGUUCGAAGACGACAACCUCUACCCCGAUGACAUGAACAACGACAACGACGGAGACCAUUCCCAGAGCGACCGCCCUCACACUCCUGCAAACGACCACCUCAACGCAGCCGCGCCAGGCGAGCUGUCCCCACCGCGGUCGCAGAGGCAAAGCCAAAGUGAAGACUUACAGCAGCAGCCCACAUCGCGAGCAAUGGCCAACGGCACGGCGACGCGCAGCUCGGCAAGAGUCGCAGCCAUGCAAGGGAAGUCUGAUGCAGAAGCACAAGCGCAGGCAACUGCAAUGUCCGACGAUCGAGACGGCCGCGGCAAGCCCGGCUGGGCAUGGCGCAGCAAAAAGGCUCAAGAGGAUAGGCAGCGCGCGUGGGAAAACAUUGUCGAUCGGGAUUUCAGCCUCAAAGAAUUUGGCGAUGUCAUGUUGCAGGGCAAGGCACAGGUAUCUGGAUAA
Messenger RNA from Fonsecaea multimorphosa CBS 102226, 525 nucleotides. RefSeq lists its product as uncharacterized. The record is from RefSeq and is a predicted model, not a curated record. The transcript has a single exon. NCBI's taxonomy places the organism in Eukaryota, Fungi, Ascomycota, Eurotiomycetes, Chaetothyriales, Herpotrichiellaceae. Bases 1 to 525 code for a protein of 174 amino acids.